Molecule: messenger RNA, 3165 nt
Organism: Cladophialophora yegresii CBS 114405
Lineage: Eukaryota; Fungi; Ascomycota; Eurotiomycetes; Chaetothyriales; Herpotrichiellaceae
Exons: 1
Coding region: 1-3165 (1054 amino acids)
Biological process (GO): protein import into nucleus
Cellular component (GO): cytosol; nuclear envelope
Molecular function (GO): small GTPase binding
Source: RefSeq, a predicted model, not a curated record
AUGCCUUCUUUCACCAUCGAAGCGGAGGGGGAAACGAACCCGCUCACGAGAGAUGCUGUUAUAUCAACCCUCACAAACGCGUCACAUCCCACGGCUCAGAGCUUGAAGACAGCGACGCAACAGAUAGGCAACUGGGAAAAGUCCGCGGGCUAUUAUGCCCUUCUCCAGGGUGUCUACUCCGACUUCUCCCUUGGCCAAGAAGUCCGCUUCCAAGCCAUCAUUCAACUCAAAAACGGCAUCGACAAGCACUGGCGGAAAACGGCAAUCAACCCCAUCACCAAGGCUGAGAAAGAGCAAAUCAAGUCAAGAUCGAUCGAUGCAGGUGUCCGUGAACCUGUCUCUGCACUCGCUCUCCAGAAUGCCUUGAUGUUGGCGAAAAUCGUUAGGUACGAAUUCCCACAUGACUGGCCGGAUGUCAUCAGUGUGAUAAUUCAGCACCUUCGAGCCGCGGGUCAAGAACCCAGCAAUUCUCUGUACAUAUCCAACAUCUUGACUAUCACCCUGCAAAUCAUCAAAGAACUGGCUUCAGCACGAUUACAGCGCACGAAGAGGAGCCUUCAAGAUGUCUCAUCGGAGCUUCUUCAGGUUCUUGGCAGUCUCUACAUCAGCUUGGUGGGAAGGUGGCAGUCCAAUCAGUCCGAUAUGUCUAGCAUAGUCAGCAGCCAUUCCGCACUCAAGACUCUACGUCGCCUGGUGAUCGCAGGCUUUGAGCGACCCCAUCGCGAAGAUGCCGUCAAACAGUUCUGGGACCUGCUGCAGACGCAACAACAGUCCUUCUGGGCAGCUUACACACAAGAUGUUUCCGAGGAGAUGCGAGGCAUGCUGCUGAAGCACCUGCUCCAGUUAUCGAAGCUAUACCUUGACACGGCUCGGAAUCAUCCAGCAUCCUUUGUCUUACUCGGCUGCAUGGACAUUCUGAACCGCUCUUGGACUAUCAUCAGUCAAGGCUAUGCCAAGCAGCCACUUCUGCAAGGCAACUUCGACUGGAAGGUAUAUCGCAACGGUGAUAGGAAUGAGGAGUCACCCAUCGAGAAGCUCUGCCUGAAGGGCCUAUUACUGUUCCGGGCUUGCCUGAAAAUGGUUUUCAAUCCAGUGCAGACCUUCAAAUACGUCACUCCCGAGGACAAGAACGACAGAAAAGAUGCCGUCGAGUACAUCAAGAAUACCGUCCUUACCCAAGACUUCGUCAUUCGAUUGAUGGAACUACUGGUCACGCAGUAUUUUGUACUUCGUCCUUCGGACCUACGAGAGUGGGAGGAAGAACCAGAUGAGUGGGAACGACGGGAAGAAGAGAUCACAGAUGCGUGGGAGUUCUCGAUUCGCUCAUGUUCGGAGAAGCUGUUUCUGGACUUGGUCAUCAAUUUCAAGGAGCUACUUGUACCGCGGUUACUCGAGGUCUUCCAGCGCUACGCCACCAUUUCCAACACCGAUGUCCUCCUCAAGGACAGUCUGUACUCUGCCAUCGGUAUCGCCGCCGCUUGCUUGGAGGAUGUCCUCGAUUUCAACACCUUCCUUCGAACCACCCUAGUCCCUGAAGUCCAAAUGAAUGAACCGAAUUACAACCUCUUACGCCGAAGAACCGCCAUCCUCUUGGGUCACUGGGUACCCAUCAAACCCGAGACACUGGAUCGACUGGCUGUAUACCAGAUAUUUGCCCAUUUGCUUUCCAGCCGAGAACCGCUUAACGAUCACGUCGUUCGAGUAACAGCAGCCCGUCAACUGCGGCUGAUCCUUGAGCCCUUCGAGUUCAAUUUCGCGGAUUUCCAAACCUACGCCACGCCAUUGCUGGAAAACGUGAUGUCUCUGGUUGCCGACACCGAGCUGUCCGAAACGAAGAUGGCACUCCUGGAGACGGUCCGAGUGGCCGUCACGAGACUUGAAGGACACAUCGAACCGUACGCCCAGGGUAUCAUGUCCAUGCUUCCGCCGCUGUGGGCGGAAUCCGGUGAAGAGCACUUGAUGAAACAGGCCAUCUUGACCAUGAUCACAGCCAUCGUCAACAGCCUCGGCCAGAAGAGCCUCGCCUACCAUGGACCCAUCCUCCCUCUGAUCCACGACUCCAUCCAACCGCAAUCAGAAGCCAUAGUAUACUUGUUGGAGGAGGCUCUCGAGCUAUGGACCGCCAUCAUCCAACAUGCACCUACAGACAGCGCGUCCCCCCACCUAUUAUCCCUAUCUCGCUCGCUCCUCCCACUCCUCGACAUGGGUAGCGACCUGCUGCGCCAAAUUUUUGAGCUUGCCAAAUCGUACACGAUAUUAUCGCCUGCGACCAUUCUGGCACCUGACUUCCUGGCGCCACUUCUCACAAGCCUCAAAUCUCUGCUCGCCGCCCUCUCGACCAGCCGUGCCCGAGACGCCUCUCUCGCGCCCCACGUCCUGGAGAAUCUCGCCGCCACAAUCUCCAUCCCGUCUCUCUGCCCACUAGACCCUCAACAAGCGCUGACCCACCUCCUCGAAUCAAUGCUGCACACAGGCUACCUAGCUGCGCUCCUGCAGCCACUCAAAGAAGCAUACGAAUACCACCAGGACCCGCGUCCCAGCAAGAAACCACCCGAAAUCAUCGGCCCGGGGGAGACCAGUUUAUUCAACCUCUUAGCGCGCAUCGCGCUCCUCUCACCCGACAAAUUCGCCCAAGCCAUCUCCGCGACAGACAUCACAGCUGGCACGUCUUCGCACAACGUCCACCUCCGACCCAUCCAAUGGCUAGUGGCCGAAUGGCUUACCCACAUCGACAGCGUAGGCGACAUCCUGCGCAAAAAGCUGCAAGUCCUCGCCCUGACAGCGCUUCUCGGCGCCACCAUACCGCCCUUCUUCCCGACCAUCAUGCUCGAGAACCUGCAGACCCUGUUCACCAUCUGGACGGACGUCUGCACGGAGCUGGGCUUCGAGGCCGCCGACGACAGCCAGGGCGACUACCUGUUCCACAACCGGCACGGUAGUGGAGGCGACGUGCCUGAGUGGCCGGACGCGACGCCCGAGGAUGGCCGCAAGAGGAUCGUCAGUAACAAUGACCCGAUUUACAAUGUGAAUGUGCGCGCUUUCGUUGCCGAGCAGCUAAGGGGCAUUGUCGGCAGGGUCGGUGGCGAACAGGCUUUUCAGGCGGAGUGGCUGGGCAGGAUUGACGAUGCGGUCGUCAAGGCUUUUGUGGAGUUGAAGUUGUUGUAG